Molecule: messenger RNA, 3309 nt
Organism: Rhineura floridana
Lineage: Eukaryota; Metazoa; Chordata; Lepidosauria; Squamata; Rhineuridae
Product: polycystin-1-like
Exons: 19
Coding region: 1-3309 (1102 amino acids)
Biological process (GO): kidney development
Cellular component (GO): membrane
Molecular function (GO): protein binding
Source: RefSeq, a predicted model, not a curated record
AUGCUUGCUGAACAGCUGGUAGAAAGUCAGGAGGUUGUGCAGGUCAUCAUGGACUUGGCUGUCAACCCCUUCCCUUUCAACUACUAUACCAACUCCACUAUUUCCACCUGCCUUGGACUUCUGGAGUUCACCACUCCAGCUGGGACUCCAAUCUCAGUUGCCAACUUACCCAAGGAGAACUCUAUCAGCCUUCGAUUGCCAGUUGGACAGCAGAAGCCACAAGACUUGCCCCAGACACUAAUUGUCAUCCCACCAGAAGGCUCAGUUAACCUUACGGUGACAGUGGCAUCAGGCAGCAAUGCUACAGGGAUACACAUUCAUGUCAGUUUCACUGUGAUGGAGGGGUUGGACUCCAGCCGGGAGAAUGAUCCCUCACUUUAUCUUUAUGGACAUAAUGCUCCAUCUCCCAAUGAGUUCCACUGUACGUUGAAGGAGGAAAUUGUCUUUUCUAAUGGUCUGGAAGAAAGCCGCAGCAGGGAGGUCACCCUCUUAAUUUCACCUCUUCACCAUCUCAAUGACACUCAUCAGGAAUACUACAUCAACAUCACCAGUCACUUCUGCUGCUCUCCUGUUGGUGCCCACAUCUCUGUUUUUGCCAGUCUUUGCCAGUAUUUCCAUUUUCCUAGCAAGCAGUGGGGUGCAGAUGGAGUGACCCCAACAGCCGCCACCAGUCCCAAGGAGAUUGUGUGCCUGACGGAGCAUCUCACAAUCUUUGGCGGUAGUCUCUUUGUGCCUCCUCACAGUGUUGUCUUCUUGCCACCGAGGAAGCAUUCCUGGCAGAGUCCAUUGGCAGUGAUCACCUGCUGUGUUCUUUUCUCCAUCUACGUGGGGAUAGCACUGAUAUCCCACAAGCUGGACGAUAUUGACAUCACUCGGGUAGGGAUCAUCCCACGGUGUGGCCAGCCUGGACGGUACAAGUACUGGGUGAUGGUGAAGACUGGUUGGAAAAGAGGCUCAGGUACCACAGCCCAUAUAGGCAUCAGAUUAUAUGGGCUGAACAAAAGUGGCUAUCGCCACCUGGACAAGGGCUGGGCCUUCCAGAGAAAUAACCAGGAUAUUUUCCAAAUAGAAACAGAUACAAACCUAGGAGAGAUCUGGAAGAUCCACAUCUGGCAUGAUAACACCGGCCUGGACCCCUCUUGGUACCUGCAGCAUGUUAUUGUAUGGGACAAGCAGACAGACAAUAUGUAUUUCUUCCUGGUGGAGGACUGGCUGUCUGUGGAAAAUGAAAAGAAUGAAGGAAUGGUGGAAAAGGAAGUCCUUGCAGCAUGUCCACCAGAACUGAGAUGCUUUCCCCGAAUUUUCCCUGCACAGAUGCGCCUCGGGUUUUCUGACUGGCAUAUUUGGCUUUCUGUUUGGAGCCGUCCUCCUAAUAGCCGCUUUACCCGGGUACAGAGGCUCACUUGCUGCAUGCUCAUGGUUCACCUUUUCUUAGCUACAUGUGCCAUCUGGUAUGGUGCAAUUGGAGUUAAGGGUCACAGCAAUCCUGUAGGAAGCCACACAUCUGUUACAGCAGAGAACAUUGUGGUUGGAGUGAUUGUGGCUGUUGUGGUUUACCCAAUACAACUGCUCUUCAGUUUUUUCUUCAGGAAAACACGCAGUAAGAUUGUAAUAGAAGAUCCUGACCCACCUGCUCAGGACUGCCAGACUGUGGAGAUGGAUGUGUCUCUUGACUGCUCUAACUUCGGUAGCUCUUCCUUCUUGUCUGUCUCUGGAAAAAUUGACUCCAUCGUGGAUUCUGUUGGCAGUAAGUCCCCUUUUAGCAGAAAACCAGCUUCCAACCAGAAGAAUGUCAUCGGAGCAGGCAAUGACAGGACUGUCUAUCAGCGGCCUUCAUGUGACAGCAUCUUUGAUAUCCCUGACCUUUUGAAUUCUGAUCCCCUGAUGAAUCAGAGUCGGAUUCUCAAGAGGAAGAAAGCUAUGGCAAAGUUGGGAAUUGAAUCCAUUUCCAGUUCUGAUGACGACCCCCUCUCCUUUUCGUUCAGAGAUUCUGAGGAAAAGGAAGGAUUGUUCAGUUGUGGCAUUGAUAAAGCUCAGGAGAACAUUUCUGACUGUGUCACAUCUGACAGUGGCAGAUUUUCACCCCAGGCUGAAGCAGAUCUCAUCUAUGACAGUAUGGAGAGUUCCAGUAGUGGCUGGUCUGAUGGGAUUGUGCAGCAUGGAAGCAGCUGGGGCUUUCUGCGGAAGUCAUUCUCUUAUGUCUCUGCUAUGACAACCAUUGGGACUGCUUUCUUUUCUGAUCUGGAAUCUCCUCCUGCAUCGGUUUCCUCACUUUCUACUCGGAUUGGGGUGCCCCGAAGAUGUCAGGAAUGGCUCUUCCCUCCAUGGAUGCUGCUAGUAACCUACAUAUCCAUUUUCUUGCUGCUCGCUGGCUGUUUCUCCAUCAGUAUCUUAUAUGGCUCCUACUUCCUUGACCACACUGCCUUGGUGUGGCUGAUCUCUUCUGCCUUUGCCUUCAUCACAUCUUUCUUCUUCCUGGAGCCAAUGAAGGUGGUUUUUGGAGCUCUGCAUGCUGCUCUCAUCAGCAAGCCAGUGGAGAGCGAAGUUGAUGGACUGGUGGAGGAGCCCUUGGUGAAGCAGAUGCCUGAACAAGUGGGGAAGGUGCGAGUGCCCUGUGGUUAUGGGCUGCUGCAGGCCAAGGAGGAGGCCAAGAAAGUCCGUGCUCUCAAGGGGUUGAUGCGGAACUGCCUCACCCGUAUGCUGUUCCUUCUGGUGGUACUGACCAUCAAUUACCAGAGAUGCUUCCAUGACAACAAUGUCCACCUUCUGCAUGCUGCUGUCAAACAGGAGAUAUCUGUGACAAAUGGCAAAGGGCUGAACUUCACAUCUGUGUGCAGUUACUCUGACACAUUGGAAUGGAUAGACACUGUGCUGCUGAACUACCUUUAUGACAACCCAAAGCUAAGACUAGUAGGAGUGCCUCAACUCCAUCUACAAAGCUCCACUGCAAGCCUAAUUAUGGAUCCAGGACUUUCCCAACCUGGGAUGUACCACUUCAGUACUGCCAGCCGCACCUGUCCUCUGUGCCACUUGUCUGGGUCCAGAUCAGAGACUUCUUGGAGCAGUGAAACAAAUAAAAACACAUGCUCUGACCCAACUCAGCACAGUUCUGUUAGGAACAAAGCUCUGUUUGUCGAGUUCACCCAGUACAAUGCUGAUGUAAAUCUGUACGUAACUGUGAUGCUCCUGUUCGAGUUUCCAUUAGAUGGGCGAGCAACUGUUUCACUGUCCAUUUUCCCCUUCCAAAUGUUAAAUUCAAGUGAAAGUCUGGACCUCCACCUUGCCAUGGUGGUACGUAUCCUGCACUGA